CAAAGAAGAUGUUUAUGCUAUAAAUAUCUCCUGUGUAUUAUUCUAAUCGGUUUUAUAUAAAAUCCAAGUAGUAUGACAGGGGAGUUGCCUACUUAGCACUGUCACAAAUGUCAUGGGCACACUGCACUUCUGGGCCAAAACAUCAUGGAGACACUGUGACGGGGCCCAGAGCCAGGAGCUCUGAACAAAGGCUACGGCUGAGGUGAUUUGCGGAAAGACUUUUGCUGGUGGCUGAGCAAGCAGCGCCCCUGGUGAGCGCCAUCCUGCUUAACUAAUAAUUGCGUUCCUGCUUCUCCUCAGUGCCACAGAACUUGCAGCUCUUAGUGGCCUCUCUACCAAUAUGCUCCUAAUGCAACCCAUCAGGGCCACCUCGACAUCCUGUGGGCAGCUGUUGCUAGAGAGGGGGUGUGGCCAAGCAAUUGAGGUGUAGCAACACCAAGUCAGGAAAAUAUUAUUAUGUAGAUAGUGUGCCCCCUCUGGCAUGUGCCGAUGGGGGCUAUCCCUGACCUACAUUGCUGAGUCAAACCCAGGCCUGGGUAAUCAAUAUCCGCCCCACCCCCGUCUUGGCACUCCUGUAAACUAUAGCUGGAAAAUGAUAGUAUUAGGUCAAAUGGGAAUAUGUUACCUGUCCCUAGAAGCAAUAUAUACAUUUCUCAUAGUGCAGUCAUCUCCUGUCACUUAUGGUAACUUGGGAAGUUAAUGAAUAAUGAAUGUUCAUUUUUUAUUUAUUACCCAUGCCCUGUGAAAUCUCCUCUGUUAUUCAUCCAUCAUCCUGCCUUUGUGACCAUUACUCUAGCUGCUCCAUAUUAUAUUUAUUUCCCUUCUUCCUCCUCCCUGUUGUUUACCUUACUCACCUGGUUGCUAGGUGCCCCUCCUUCCUGGGUUGCUAAGGAAACCUAGAAUCUAUUCUAGGUACCAGCAGUGUAGUAGCAUCUUCCAGUAUCAAACAUGGCCACCAAUAGAAGGAGUCCAUCUACCACAGGACUUCCCCAUGCCUCAGCCUUGACUGCAGUCCUUGAGGCUAAAAACAUGAGGCCUAUGAUACACAGGCUGUUUUACGUAGCAAAGAGAUCUCCAGAGCAAGCGUACUGCGGGAAAAUAACAGAUCACUAUGAAAGACUGUUCCAUAAGCAGAUAAAGUCUAACCUCGGAGAGUCCAUCUCUGGAUUAUUGCUGAUCUAUCCCAGCUGUGUUAUUCACAUGGUUGAGUCCUCCAGCGAGAUCCUACAGGGAAUCAUUCAAGAUCUCGUCGAGAUCCAGAAUCAGGGUGCAAAUUCACUUCUACAGGACACCAGAAUCCUUGUGCUCUCGCACAAUAUCCCCAGCAGACUCCUCCCACAGUGGUAUUUCCAUGAGGUGAGAUUGCCAGUGCUGUACCUGAGUGAUAUGGCCUCUGAGGAGUCACUGGAGCCUGUGGUAGAAGAUUGUCUCACAGUUAUGUUGAAGUUGGGCGUAUGUGUCUCCCAGAUGUUACAGCCCGGGAGCAAAUGCCCUGGAGGCCACCUGACUGACCUGGCCCCCGAAUUGCUGGUCCGAGAAGAUAUAAUCAAUUUCCUCACCCAGUCUGAUAUGCUCCUGGAACCAAGAGCGUUUCUUGCACUGUAUAACAAGCCAAUAAACGCGCCUUUUGAGUCAGAUGAAGUUUGGCCAACUCCCCAACACCAGUUUCUGUAGCAGACAUUUUGUCCACUUUGCAACCAUUUUGAAUUUACUUACUUCAACAUCAAAAUAUCAAUGCAUUGAUUAUUUAUCAGUCUAAAGAAUGUAUGUAGGUGUUGGUUUUUAUCAAUGUUAAUAUAAAAUGUUUAUGUAUAGGAUAUCUUUACAGUGGUAAACUAGUCAAAUAAGACCAAAACAAAUAAAAUUUACCUC
Molecule: messenger RNA, 1872 nt
Organism: Pseudophryne corroboree (corroboree frog)
Lineage: Eukaryota; Metazoa; Chordata; Amphibia; Anura; Myobatrachidae
Product: testis-expressed protein 47-like
Exons: 7
Coding region: 949-1674 (241 amino acids)
Source: RefSeq, a predicted model, not a curated record